Molecule: messenger RNA, 653 nt
Organism: Hyaloscypha bicolor E
Lineage: Eukaryota; Fungi; Ascomycota; Leotiomycetes; Helotiales; Hyaloscyphaceae
Exons: 2
Coding region: 81-533 (150 amino acids)
Source: RefSeq, a predicted model, not a curated record
UCCUUCUUCUUCAUCAAGAUAUACUUCAUUUGUAAUAUCCAGCUUCACUUCUCUCCAACCACCAAUAAUCCACAGCAGCCAUGUUCGGCUCAAGCGAUAACAACAACAACAACCAGGACCAGCAGAGCGGUCAAGGAGGUGGCUACGGAGAUAACUCCAACAGCGACGGAUUGGGAGGAAACAAUGAUCAGUCCUCAGGUGGAUACGGAGGCUCCAGCGACAAUAGCAACCAAUCCUCAGGCGGAUAUGGAGGCAACGACAACAGUAAUAGCAAUAGUAAUAGCAACCAAUCCUCGGGCGGAUACGGAGACUCCAACAGCAACGGCAACCAAUCCUCAGGCGGCUAUGGAGGAGGAGGCCAGAGCGGUGGCUAUGGAGGGUCUGAUAACUCCAAUUCUGGUGGCCAGAGUGGAGGUAUGGGAGGGGGCAUGUCUGGCGGAUACUCGGGUGGAAAGUCUGGGGGCAUGGAGUCCAGUCUUGAGCAAAAGGGGAUGCAAGCUGCGGAGGGGCUGGCUCAAAAGAAGGGUUGGUAGAGACUACCUUCCUUUAAACUCUGACUUUUCGAGGAAAGUUGCGAUGUUCUGAAGUUUGGGAGAGAAUUAAUUGUAUCUUGUUUAUCCAUGUAUUGAUAUAUUAAAAAUGGUGCUCUGGUG